AUGAUCGCCACCCAGGCUAAGCUGGUCUACCAGCUCAACAAAUACUACAACGAGAGAUGCCAAACUCGAAAAGGAGCCAUCGCCAAGACCAUCCGAGAGGUGUGCAAAGUGGUGUCAGAUGUACUGAAAGAAGUGGAGGUGCAGGAGCCGCGCUUCAUCAGCUCCCUGAGCGAGAUAGACGCGCGGUACGAGGGCAUGGAGGUCAUCUCCCCAAACGAGUUCGAGGUGGUGCUGUACCUUAAUCAGAUGGGCGUCUUUAACUUUGUGGAUGACGGCUCUCUCCCGGGCUGCGCGGUGCUGAAGCUGAGUGAUGGCCGCAAAAGGAGCAUGUCUCUCUGGGUGGAGUUCAUCACGGCCUCGGGCUACCUCUCUGCGCGGAAGAUUCGUUCUCGUUUCCAAACGUUAGUGGCACAGGCCGUGGACAAAUGCAGCUACAGAGAUGUGGUGAAGAUGGUGGCUGACACAAGCGAGGUCAAGCUGCGGAUUCGGGAGCGCUACGUGGUACAAAUCACUCCUGCCUUUAAAUGCACGGGCAUCUGGCCCAGGAGUGCAGCCCAGUGGCCACUUCCGCACAUUCCAUGGCCCGGUCCAAACCGUGUGGCCGAGGUCAAGGCGGAGGGCUUUAACCUGCUGUCCAAAGAAUGCUACUCUCUGACGGGGAAGCAGAGCUCCGCGGAGAGCGACGCCUGGGUGCUGCAGUUCAGCGAGGCCGAGAACAGGCUGCUGAUGGCCGGUUGUAGAAAGAAGUGUCUCUCGGUGCUGAAGACCCUGCGGGACCGUCAUCUAGAGCUGCCCGGGCAGCCGCUCCACAGCUACCACAUGAAGACACUGUUGUUGUACGAGUGCGAGAAGCACCCGCGGGAGACGGACUGGGACGAGUCGUGCCUGGGGGACCGGCUCAACGGCAUCCUACUGCAGCUCAUCUCGUGUCUGCAGUGCCGCAGAUGCCCGCACUACUUUCUGCCAAACUUGGACUUGUUUCAGGGGAAACCACACUCGGCCCUGGAGGCUGCCGCCAAGCAGACGUGGAGACUAGCACGAGAGAUCCUGACCAACGCCAAGAGCUUGGACAAAUUAUAG
Knipowitschia caucasica is the source of this 1080-nucleotide messenger RNA. The record is from the annotation of a GenBank genome assembly. NCBI's taxonomy places the organism in Eukaryota, Metazoa, Chordata, Actinopteri, Gobiiformes, Gobiidae.